This is a messenger RNA of Amaranthus tricolor (Joseph's coat), 4112 nucleotides long. Its product is annotated as filament-like plant protein 4. The record is from RefSeq and is a predicted model, not a curated record. Lineage: Eukaryota; Viridiplantae; Streptophyta; Magnoliopsida; Caryophyllales; Amaranthaceae. The transcript has 6 exons. Bases 378 to 3665 code for a protein of 1095 amino acids.
AUAUUCCUUUUAAAAAACUUUGUAGUCCUAUUUUGGAGCCUUUCAAGUGACACCUAAACACACCACCAAAUACUUCAUAUUUUUCACUUUCUUUCCUUUCUCAUUCCUCUCUCACUCUUUUCCUUUCUCCUUUCUUCUUCUUCUUCACCUUCAUCCAUUUCCUCCACUCCAUUACCAUCUUCUCUAAUCUCUCUCCUUUGUAAAAAACCCUAAAUCCCCAAUACUUUAUGCUCCCCUCAUCUCCACUUCCAUUAUCAUACCCACAAUUUCAUUCCACUUUAUUUUUUCUAGAUCUCCUCAAUAUUUUCAUCUUAUUCUUUAUUACUCUAAUUACAACAUAACUUAAUCUUUUCACUAAUUCUUUUUAUCUGUCUAACAUGGACCGUCGGAGUUGGCCUUGGAAGAAGAAAUCAUCCGAUAAGUCGGCUGCAGAGAAGGUUAUUGCUACAUUGGAUUCUGUUGCUGGGGCAUCUUCGGCUUCUGGCGGAUCUCAUCCAGAUAAGGGACAAGAUAAACACAAGAACUCGAAUUAUGUUCAGAUUUCCAUCGAGUCUUACACGCAUUUGAGUGGAUUGGAAAAUCAGGUGAAGACGUAUGAGGAACAAGUGAAAGUAUAUGAAGACCAAGUAAAGACCUAUGAAGAUCAAGUCAAAACAAUGGAGGAUGAAAUUAAUGAACUUAAUGAGAAAUUCUCGACAGCUAAUUCGGAGAUAACUACCAAGGAAGAACUUGUCAAACAGCAUGCUAAGGUGGCUGAAGAAGCCGUUUCAGGUUGGGAGAAGGCGGAAGCAGAAGCUCUGUCGUUGAAGAAUCAUUUGGAGACUGUAACUUUAGCAAAAUUAGCAGCAGAAGAUAGGGCUGCCCAUUUGGAUGGUGCUUUGAAAGAAUGCAUGAGACAGAUAAGAAAUCUGAAGGAAGAGAAUGAUCAUAAGCUUCAAGAACUUACGCUAACGAAGAACAAGCAGUACGACAGAAUGAAACAUGAGCUGGAAACAAAGAUGGCUAGCUUGGAUCAGGAGCUCAUGCAGGCUGAAAGCGAGAGUGCUGCUCUUUCCAGAUCAUUGCAGGAGCGUUCGAACAUGCUUAUUAAAGUCAAUGAAGAAAAGUCUAGAGCUGAAGCAGAGAUUGAGCUCUUGAAAACCAAUGUUGAAUCUUGUGAGAGGGAAAUUAACUCGUUGAAAUACGAACUUCAUAUCGUCUCCAAGGAGCUGGAAAUUCGUAACGAAGAAAAGAAUAUGAGUGUCAAGUCUGCCGAAGCAGCCAACAAGCAGCAGAUGGAAGGUGUGAAGAAAAUUGCUAAGCUAGAAGCUGAGUGCCAAAGAUUACGUGGUCUCGUACGAAAGAAGUUGCCUGGCCCUGCUGCACUGGCCCAAAUGAAGCUAGAAGUAGAAAGCCUUGGUAGAGAUCAUGGAGAAACUCGUAUGAGAAGGUCUCCAGCUAGGCCUGCUAGUCCUCAGUUUUCAUCAAGUCCCCACAUGUCUACGCUACCUGAAUUCUCGCUUGACGGUUCCCAGAAUUUCCAAAAGGAGAAUGAGUAUCUAACUGAGCGGCUUUUGGCCAUGGAAGAAGAGACAAAGAUGCUGAAAGAAGCAUUGGCGAAACGCAACAGUGAAUUGCAAACUUCUAGGAGUAUUUGUGCCAAGACCGCUAGUAAACUUCAAAGUCUGGAAGCACAAGUACAAAUGUUCAAUACACAAAAGGGUUUUACAAAAACUGAAAUCGUUCAAGCUGAGCGUUCUUUUAGUCAACAUGCUAGUAAUCCUCCAAGUAUGACUUCCUUUUCUGAAGACGGUAAAGAUGAUGAUACAGUUAGUUGCGCUGAGUCAUGGGCUUCCACACUAGUCACCGAACUAUCUCAUAAUAAAGAUAAGAGCAAGGAUAAACAUGUGAAAACUGAAAAUGGAAAACAUUUGGAACUUAUGGAUGACUUCGAAGAAAUGGAAAAACUUGCCCGUUUAUCUGAAGAUUCAAAUGGUUCGAUGUCCAUUGCAGACAGUUCACCCAGUAAGGUUGCCCAUGCUGAUGUUAACAGUGCAAUGAUGUCGUCGAAGCAAGUGCAUGCAUCAGAUUCACCAGCCAAACCUUCCGCUUCGGGAGAUUCAAAACUUAAGACGGAACUAUUGCCUUUGAUGAACUUGCAAUCAAGAAUAUCCAAGGUGUUUGAAUCUGUCUCAAAGGAAUCUGAUGUUGUGAAAAUUUUGGACGAUAUUAGACAUGUUGUGCAAGAGGUGCACGAUACUCUUAGUCCAAACUCGAUAAACUGUGUCUUUGAGGAGAAGCACUGCUCAGAUGGUGAUGCUGAUCAGCAAGCUGUACCAGAGGCUGUUGUGGCUACUGCAGAAAAGGAAAUUUAUUUGUCUGACAAUGGAAAAUAUGAGAAACUAAAUGAAGAUCAAGCAGCAGCCUUAUCUCAGAUUCACAAUUUUGUAUUGUUCCUCGGGAAGGAAUCUCGAGCAGUUCACGUUGUCUCUGAUGAUAAAGAUGCACUAGGCCAUAAAGUUGAGGAGUUUUCAAUCAUCUUCAACAGAGUAAUGUGCAAUGAAAUCAGCCUUGAAGAUUUUGUUUAUGCGCUCUCGGAUGUGAUGGCCAAAGCUAGCAAACUUAGCUUUAGUGUCUUGGGCUACAAGGGUAAUGAAGUAGAAGCGAACAGUCCUGAUUGUAUAGACAAAAUUGCAUUGCCCGAAAACAAAUCACUCCAAAGAGAGAGUUAUCUUAAUGGCUGUGGUCAUAUCUCUGACUGUUCCUCAAAUCCCGAGGUUCCUCAGGAUGCUAAUGUUAUGUCAGGCUUGGAGUCACGGUCAUACAAAUGCUCAAUAGAAGAAUAUGAACAGCUGAAAAUGGAGAAAGACAGCAUGGAAAGGGAAUUGUCGCAAUGCUCUCAAGAUCUGGAAACAGCGAAAUCUCAGUUACGAGAAAUGGAGAAACAACUGGUAGAUGUCCAAUCAGAGCUGGCAUCUUCCCGGAACAUGAAUAGCUUGGCUGAGACUCAACUUAAAUGCAUGGCAGAGUCAUACAAGAUGCUCGAAAAACAAGCUGCAGAGCUACAAAAUGAUGUCAAUACUUUGAAGUCGAAAUUGGAAUUUCUGGAUAAUGAACUUGAGGCUGAAAAACUAAAUCAUCAAGACACUCUAGUCAGAUGUAAAGAUCUCGAAGAACAGCUACAAAGAAAUGAGGAAUGCACAGUGUGCUCUUCCGCUGCUGAGGUUGAUGAUAGAACCAAACAAGAAAAAGAACUAGAGGCUGCAGCAGAGAAACUAGCUGAGUGCCAAGAAACCAUAUUUCUUCUUAGCAAGCAACUGAAAACCAUGCGUCCCCACUCGGAAUUCAUGGGUUCUCCCAUCAGUGAGAGGAGCCAAAGAGGUAAAAGCCUCGAUGAAGAAGAGCCAACUAUAAGCAGGAAGAAUACGGAUUUGGAUCAUGUUGAGAUGGAUGCUGCCACUUCCACUCAUCUAUCACGGCUAGGUUCUGGUUCACCUUCGGAUCUCUACAACGCACCAUUUAGUACAUCAGACAGCGAAGGAAAUAUCCUGAGAUCACCCAUUUCGAAAAAUGCAAGGCACAGACCCACCAAGUCUGGAUCUUCCACUUCUUCCACUCCCACACCGGAAAAGCACUCGCGCGGUUUUAGCAGGUUCUUCUCAUCAAAGGGUAAGAUCGGCUAUUAAACUCCAACACGACAGAAAACAUAGAUCUUGGGUUCUUCUGCAGGUUACAAUAUUCAACUCACUUACUCAUUAUAGUUACUUCUGAAUCUUGUGUUGAAAUUCAGAUUGAUCUGUUGAGUUCUUCCAAGUCCUAGUGAAUAUCAGAGGUCAAAAUUUUUACUAGUUCUCCAUAUGUGAAAUAGGGUUCAGAAAAUCAUACUUGAAGUUGGCCAUGUUCUUCAUAUGGAUGUUAAAAUUUUGUAUGAAAUUGCUGUAUAUGAUGUUUACACCCCAAAAUUCUGAGAUUUUAUGUAAUCCCUCCUUCACUCACCCUCAAAUCUAACAAGCUGUAAUGAUUGGUUCAGUUUCAGACUGUUGAAACUGUAAGAAAGUUGUAUUUGAAGUGUUUGCCUUCAUGUCUUGUAUGCUUAUGUUGCGCAAAUGAAUACACAUGAAAGUUUUUUAGUA